Mycena indigotica is the source of this 3387-nucleotide messenger RNA. RefSeq lists its product as uncharacterized. Gene Ontology annotation, biological process: protein phosphorylation. The record is from RefSeq and is a predicted model, not a curated record. Gene Ontology annotation, molecular function: ATP binding; protein serine/threonine kinase activity. The transcript is spliced from 5 exons. Lineage: Eukaryota; Fungi; Basidiomycota; Agaricomycetes; Agaricales; Mycenaceae. The coding region runs from base 1 to 3387 and encodes 1128 amino acids.
AUGGAUGCCGCUCGCCGCCCACGAAUCAACCAGCAGGAUGGCCCGUGGAGCGUCAGUGUGGCAGAGUCGCCAGAGGACCAGCGCUCCUACUCUAUCUACAUAAAAACUCCCACCCACAAUCUCACCCUCACACGAACAGCCCAAGAGCUUUUCGACCUGGAUAGAAAGCUGCGAGAGUCGCAUCCGGGCACCAAGCUUCCCGAUUUGCCAAUCGACUCGUCCAAGCGAAAGACCAAGUCUGUCUUCCUCAAUACACUCUCCCGACUUGCUUCACCAAGCACCAACCGCACUUCCCGUGCAACAUCCGCCACAAGACGCACCCCCGUUGCCUCCCCCCAAGCGGAAACCACUGACCCCUUCCUCUCUUUUGGGCCGAGCGAAGGCCCAGUUACCCCAUCACCAUCUCCUUCUGGUCAAAGUACCGCAUUGGCCGCAUAUCUUACGACCGUCAGUAAUGCCCCUACACUCCGUCAGGCCCGUGUUUGGAAGCGAUUUGUCCGUGUUCGGACCGACGACUUAGAGAGUGUGAGGGUCGAGCGAGCAAUCAAAAGGGUACGGAGCGAUCUUGCUUCGCAUACUGGCGGUGGACUUCGUGGUAAGGAGAAUAUCGCGGUCGAUGCUGGGAUCAAGGAAGAUGAAUCGCCCGAGCCUACACCAGUGACAGCGACAGCAACAACAGAGGACACUGCUAAAGAGGAAUCGCAACCUGACCCUCAGCCGUUGUCUGCUGAAGAGCCACCACCCCCACCAGCGGACGCGGAAACAAGCUCACUUCGUGAAGCCGCAAGGAUACCUCGUUCUCAAUCCGCCGACCCGGACAGGUCUUCUCGUCUCUCACGCGCUUUUACCAACCAGGAGGCAGAGCAAACCGAUCAGGAAGAUAUGACUUCUUCGCAAGCCGGCGAAACAGAGGACGACUCGAGCAUUUCCACAACAGGAAACGACUCGCGACCCAAGAAACGUAGUUCCAAGAAAAAAUUACGCGGAAUAUCGGUCCCCCGAAAGAGCAGUCGUAAGGUCGUCAUUGACGACUUCGACAUGAUGCGGGUGUUGGGCAAGGGCUGCGCGGGCAAAGUUCUCCUCGUCAAGCACAAGAAUACCUCCGAUUUGUAUGCGCUCAAGGCCAUCACGAAACGUCACGUAUUAGCUCACCAGGAGCUUCAGCAUACGCUUACAGAGCAAGCUGUUCUCAAACGUAUGGCUGCGGAGAACAAGGAUCCUUUUGUGGUCAAGUUGUGGUGGAGCUUCCACGACAAAGAGAAUCUUUUCCUUGUUAUGGAUUUUCACCCAGGAGGCGAUCUCGCAACACAACUUGCACGCUGGGGUCGUUUAGGCCGUGACCGCGCUCGGUUUUAUGCCGCCGAAAUCGUCGAAGGUGUCGAAGGUCUCCAUGCGGCUGGCGUAAUCUACCGGGAUCUCAAGCCAGAGAACAUUCUGAUUGGCGCUGAUGGCCAUAUCGUUUUGACUGAUUUCGGGCUCUCAAAAGAGUUCCCACGAAGGACGACCGCGACAACAGCACCGACAACACCGACCGGAGCUCGUGAGUUCGGUAGCACCGGUGCUUUGCCUGCUUCUCCCCCAUGGUUACGUCCGGAGAAGGGCGGAGAACUUGCAGCUGGUUGGCCUGGCCAACCAACGGGUCAAGCAGCCGAUACGACCACCACAUUUUGUGGCACUGCCGAGUAUCUUGCACCAGAGGUCAUCCAAGGGCUUGCAUAUAGCUAUGAAGUCGAUUGGUGGAGUUUCGGGACGAUGUUAUACGAAAUGCUAACCGGAAUAACACCCUUCUGGGCCAAUAAUCACUCUGACAUGUAUGUUCGAGUGUUACAAGACGAACUGCAGUUCCCCGAUGACCGCGCUAUGGACCAAGACACCAAGAGCUUGAUUCGGGGACUGCUUCAACGGAAUCCUGCACUCCGAAUGUGUGAACCGCGGAUAAAACGGCAUCCGUAUUUCUCCAUGAUAGAUUGGUCCCAUGUCUAUUACAAACGCUAUAUUCCCCCGUAUAUUCCUCCCAUUGAUCCGUCCAACGCAAGCGAUACCCAGAACUUCGAUGACACUUUCCUCGAUAUGGAACCGGUAUUGGACGCGGCGGAUGACGAUGCAAUGGACACUGAUCAGGAGCCCGCGACGGACACUGAGCGAACUGACGGCGAGGAUUCUAACACCACACCCUCGCAAUCACGCAGCUCGUCAAUACAAAUACCAAACGGGCAGGCGGUCACGGGACCAAAAGAGGAGGACGAGACGGUGGACGUGUUUGAUGGGUAUUCGUUCAAAGGGCGGCAUUCGGUCCUGAUCGACGAUGAAGAGGAUGAAGAAGAAGGAAGUGGUAGUGAAGAAGUGAGCGGAGAAGAUGAUGAUGAUGAAGAGGAUGUAUUGCGCGAUGUGGAUGUCCAGUUGGAGCCGGAAGCGCCGCAAGAGACUGGUGAUAUUGAGGAGACUGUCGAAGGGCCUGAGGAGGAUGCAGAGCCAAAGACACCUGAAGCGAGGCCAGUGGUGCCUGCUGGGCAGGUUCCGCCGAUUGAAAGCGAAAUUUCUGAAGAGCCUCGAGAAGAAGAACCAGAAAGGAGUCAAGAUGUCCCGACUUCUGCACCUCCUCCGGUCCCCGAGAAGCCCGCAGCCCCAGAGGUCCCCCCCAAAUCGGCAAAACCUCCCAAGCGUCCAACGCGUCGCGAGAAAUCAGGGGUUGCAGCCCUCGACAGGCGACUUCCCGAAGACGACCUCGAGAAAGACUCAGAAUUCGACGAAGAAGACGAAGACUGGGACUUUAUCGAUGCUGUUGACGGAGAAGACAGGAAUGGGGCGAGGGGCACAAGUCUGUUUGCCCGUGGAGUUGUGGACCGGUAUCGACUGGCUGUCUUCCGCAAAGCAUCCACGCCGAACGCCAGAUCGGUCUCGGGUCUCUCACAAGCUGACACAGAGGCAUCAACGCCAGGCGGGUCCCCUUCCCCUUCACAGCGUCGUGGCCGGACUGGGGCUGGAUUGACCUUCCGAAAACAAACGAGACAAUUCCUCCGGCCCAAGUCGCCGGCAGUACCACCAUCGUCCUUCUCGUCCAAGUCAAGUAGCUUCACGGCUGGUGGCUUGCUCACACCGGCGACAUCAAUCGCGGCUAUCUCGCCUUCACUCAAGUCAAAAGAGUCGGCGAUGUCGAUGGGAGCGUUGAGCUCAAGUUCUGGCGAUGGCGAGAACGGGGGGGUGCUGUCGGACAGCGGACCGUCCCUUUCCAGAGGGCGAGCGGCGACUGGGUCUUCUUCGCCCGAGACCGAUAGGCGGAAGAGCGGUGGGGGCGGGAACAAAAAGCUCAAAAAGUACAAGGAGAACGCGGAGAAGGUGUUUUCCUUCCUGUCGUCUCCCCGCGAGCGCGAAAAAGACAGGUCGUGA